Mercurialis annua (annual mercury) is the source of this 1046-nucleotide messenger RNA. RefSeq names its product inactive protein RESTRICTED TEV MOVEMENT 2-like. The record is from RefSeq and is a predicted model, not a curated record. The transcript has 2 exons. Bases 17 to 871 code for a protein of 284 amino acids. Lineage: Eukaryota; Viridiplantae; Streptophyta; Magnoliopsida; Malpighiales; Euphorbiaceae. Gene Ontology annotation, biological process: response to heat; response to hydrogen peroxide; protein complex oligomerization.
AUAAAAGAAAAUAGAAAUGGAAGCAAAAUAUGAAGAUUUUAAGCCCAAUUCUGAGUGGAAGGAAGAAGAAGCAACCAAUUUAUUGCUCAUAUAUCUUCCUGAUUUUAAUAAGGAGCAAUUGAAGAUCACAUAUGUUCACACGUCCCGCGUGCUUAAAGUUGCCGGAGAGAGACAAAUUAGUGAUAAAAAAUGGAGCAGAUUCAGUGAAUUAUUUUCUGUUCCACAAAAUUGUAAUGUGCAAAAGAUUCAGGGUAAGUUCCACAAUGGAGUUCUAACCGUUACAAUGCCAAAAACCACAAUUACACCAACACUCAACCUUGGUCCUAAAAAAGAUGACGGAAAGAAAGAAAGCGAAAUUAAUAAGAAAAUAAAAGAAUCCUCGGAAAUUACCGAAAAGAAAACAGAAUCAUCGCAAGUCACCGAAAAAAGAAAAGAAUCAACGCUGAUCAGCGAGAAAAGAAAAGAACCACCGGAGAUCACUGAGAAGAGCAAAAAAUUAUCGGAAAUCACCGAGAAAAUAAAAGAAUCCCCGGAUAUUACCGCAAAAGGAAAAAAAUCAUCCGAAAUCACCGAGACAAUAAAAGAAUCACUGGAUAUCGCCGAGAAAGACAAAGAAUCGGCGAAAAUCAGCGAAAAAAUAAAAGAAUCAUCGAAGAUUACCGAAAAAAGAAAAGAAUCACCGGAAAUCAACAAAAACAGAAAAGAAGGCGUAAAGCGGAGUAAGAAGAAGGAAUCGAAAUUAGGCAUGGAGCUUACACAAGAGAGUCAAUCACUUUACAACAUAGGUGUGGCUGUUUUAGUAAUUGCAGCACUCGGAACUUACAUCUAUUGCACCCAUGGAUCAUCGUCCUCUGCAACUUCCAAGCACUAGUUCUUGUGAAUUUUAUCAUCAACUAUUUCUUAUUUUUUACUAUACAAAAACUUCCUAAUAAUUUCAUUCUUGUAUAUUGAAAUAAAGUGACAUUCGAAUAAUUGAAAAAUUCUUGAAGUUUGAUGUUAUUAUGGCAAUUCAAUAAUCAAUAAUCAAUAAUCAAUAAUUUACAAUU